AUUUUUAAUCAAGUUUAUUGUAUUUUUAGAUGCUGAAUUGAAGUAAAUAUUAUCUUAGUUUAUGUUUGUGAUAUAUUUAGUUUUAGCGGUAUAAUUAGCCGCACAAUAUAUUAGGGGCUGUUUAAAGUAACCUUCAAGUUUUAUAGAGUGGCUCGGGAUGUUAAUUUUAUAGAGCUCCGCCACUGGCCACCGCUUUACUAAAAUAUGCCACACGCUCGUGCACCUUGGUGGAGAACUGCCCCAAACCUGGAACCUGACGCGUCGGAACAACCACAAAACUCUUGCUCAAGUCAGGCAUCUGCAGCAAGGAGACGGUCAUGUGUGCCUGUUUGAGUGCGAGGAAUGCCUUUGUUGAUGCCUCCGACCACUGAAAUGAUUCCUUCUUCAAUAGGACAGUUAAUGGUGCUGCGAUUUCGCCAUAGCUUGCAAUGAACUUCCGGUAAUAUCCUGUAAGCCCAAGGAAACCACGUAGCACCCUUAAAGUUCUGGGCUGCGACUAAGUCUCUAAUGUUGCUACCUUCUCAGGAUCCAUAGCCACACCAUAUGCCGAGAUUAUAUGGCCCAAAUAUGACACACUAGUAACCCCAUAAAAACACUUGGAGCGCUUCAAUGCCAACUUAUGUGUUCUCAGUGUUUGGAACACUUACUUGACGUGUUGGAGGUGAGCUGCCCACGUCUUGCUAUAAAUCAGGAUGUCAUCGAAAAAUACUAGCACAAACUUGCAUAUGAAUGAGUUGAGGAUAUCAUUCAUCAAGCUUUGGAAUGUGGACGGGGCGUUGGUGAGGCCGAAUGGCAUGACGAGGAACUCAAAGUGGCCUCGGUGUGUUCGGAAUUUUGUUUUGUCAACAUCUUUGGGGUGCAUUCGCACCUGGUGGUACCCACUCCGAAGGUCCAGCUUGGUGAAGAAUCUAGAACCCUAAAGCUCAUCUAACAAUUCAUCAACCACUGGUAUGGGGAAAUGGUCAUUCACCGUCUUCCCAUUGAGUUCAUGGUAGUCCACACAGAAUCUCCAUGUUCCAUCUGACUUCUUCACAAGGAGCACCGGAGAAGAGAAUGUUGGCGUGCAUUCCCUUAUAAUUCCUCGAUGCAGCAUGUCCUCACAUUGCUUCUCAAUUUCAUCCUUCAAGAGCUAGGGGUAUCGGUACGAACGUACAACCAUUGGUGUCGUGCCAGGCAGUAAUUUGAUGUGGUGAUCAUGGCGUCGGGCUGGUGGUAGGCCGCAGGGUUAUGCAAACAAGUCUUCGUAGGAGUACAAUAAUUUGUCCACCAAUUCCUUCCCUUCUGAAAAUGCACAACAGCGUGGCUUAUAGUCACACAUCCCUGUCCAACAAACCUUGUGGUCUUGCUUCCAGAAUGUCAUUGAUAGACGUUCGAAGUCCCAUGGAAUCAGACCUAAGGAUCACAUUGUACUCCCAACACAACAUCAAAGCCUUCCAGUGGUAGAGCAUAGCAAGUUAGGGAGAACUGUUCUUCAACAAUUUGAACUGAUAACCAUGUACAUAAUCCUAGGUUGGUAACCUUGUCCCCAUUGGCGACUUUCACUGUGCCUUGGCGCCUUUCUAGUGGAAGUUACAUCUUAGACACCAUUGCCUCUGUGAUGAAUGUGUGUGUGGAACCAGUGUCUACCUGGGCUGUGAGUGGCACUCCCUUGUCAGAACUGUAAGCUUCAUGGUUUCCCCUACUUCAAUUCCAGUCAGGGCGCGACGUGGUAUGUGAUAUGCCCAACUCGACUACUGCCUCCUCUCCUCUCAAGUGCCAUAUUCUAAUUCCAGCAAGACCCCCCCUCCCCCCCGAGCAACACCCAUUGAGUACUUCUCUGUGCAAUGAUAGCAUUUCCCCUUUGCACGCUUCGUCGCUAACUCUUCCGGUGAUAGCCGUUUGAAUCGAGGUCGAGGCGAACAACUACCUUGGAUGCUGUGUUGUUGCCGGCUUCCUUGACUACCAAACUAUUCCUAGCAGCUCUGUAUCCUCCUCUUUUUCCUGCCUCCAAUUCCCUUUUUUCAUAGGCCCUUGUCAGGUUCAUGGCGCACUGCAAAUUCCUGGGAGCUUAUAAUUUGACAUCCGUGUGCAGGGGUUCCCUAGACCUGCCGUGAACAUGCUGACCUACUGCAUGGUAGUAAGGUCAUUGCACCGGCACAGAAGAAGUGAGAACUGUCGCUGGUAUUCCUCGACAGUGCCAAUGCGCUAGAGAUCAUUUAAUUCGGCCAAGGGGCUGGAGCGAAUUGGUGAGUCGAAUCGAAGGUUGGUGAAGUCAACGAACGUUGUUGUCGUGUUCCAGUGCGUAGAACCAUUCCGCCGCCACAGGUAUAGAAUGCAAUUGCUCAUCCUAGAUCAUGAUCGCCCACGCUAGAAUGAUUAAAAAAUGGAUUAGAAAAAUCACAGAUAAUCUAACGAUUGUUAAGUUAUUAUAGAGUGGGUGACGAAUAUUAUUGCUCUACACACAAGAUGUGAAUCCAAGAUCCAUGUGCAACUUAUAUGUUUUCUUAUAAAAAUAUUAAAAUUGUUUUUAAUUAAUACUCUAUCCAUUCUUUUUUAUUUGACGACGAACGGUCCAAAUUAGUCAAAUAAAAAUUUGGAGGUAGUGUAUUAUUAAUAUACCAGGAUUUAUUCGGUACCAUAAAGUUACUAAAUUUUGGUAUAGAUUCAACUAAACUUAAAUUUAUUUGACGAAAAACAAGAAUUGCACUUUUGUUUGGUAUAGAUUUGACUAAACUCUUUGAUUCUGGCCCGCUGCCGCCAUCUCCCCAUCACACUACCAUUGCCAUCUCGCCCUGAGGUUGCGAUCCCCUCGGCCGCGACCCUGCCUCAGUGCCUCACCCCGGGCCGCAUCUCCUGCGCUCGUGCUACGAGGACGGGCGAGCCGCCCGUGCCGCAGGUAAGAUUGCUUUUCCUUCUUCAGUUUCCCUCCUGCAGAAGUGCGGAUGGAGAUAUCGAGCUUGUGGAUGAAUGCAUACACCGUAUUUGAUUUCAAGCAUUGCCUUUAUAGUCAUUCCGCCGCAACCGUGUCUCUCUCUUAGCAAUAUUAGUUCUGCAUUUGCUUAUGGGUGAAUGUGAGCAUUAAUUAAUUGGUUUUGUAGUCGAUGGAGAUCAAAGAGUUGCGGUGCUAAUUAGACGGGAUGCCCUUUUUCCUAUUGAGCACGUUCCCAUCCUUAUAUUUGCCCUUGGUAUCAUAGAUGGAAAACUCUAAGUCAAAAUGGUAUGCUUUUGCUGCAAUAGAAGUGUCAAACUGUCAAUCCGGGAUUAGAUACCUCAUACCCAUCCCAUAAAGUUAUAACUAUCUCUAUCCCCAUACCAUCAUAAAUAUAAAAUUCAUCUCAUACCAUCUCCAUUCGGGUAUGAAAUCCGUAAUGGAUCUCCAUCCCCGACAAAAAAAAUAAUUAUAUUAUAUUUUAUAUGACAUUAACGGUCACACGACACUCAACAACAAUACACCACUAAUAAAUCUGACAUGUGACAUGUAACAAAAAAAUAUUGUUUAACUAUGCAAAAUAACAAAAAUAAAGUGACGCGUGGGCUGGUAGCUGUCCACGGUGAAUAUUUGCUUAAAAGGGUUUGGAGAGGUAGGGUUAGUUGUUGUGUUUAUUGACUAUUAAGAUGUACACCUAAUUUUACUAAGUAAAUAUUAUCCAUGGUUAAUCGAGUUCGGAUUCUAUCUCCUUGUACUCAUAUCCACACACCCAAUGGGGAAGAAUUUCUCUCAAAUUUGUAUUGAUUAAAAUCUUCUCAUACUCUAACCCUGAUAGAAAAAUUCACAAUGAGUUAAUGGGUAUCGGGUCCAGGUGCCCAUUGACACCUCUAGCUGCUAAGGUCUUUUGACCACAUUUGCUUGGAAGAAGACCUUGUCCAUGAUAGACCACAAAAAUGCUUUGACAGUGUGGGCCAUGAAAAUCUUGUGAAAUAGUUCUUUAAUCGUUCCAAAAGGCUAUACACCCAAGAGCAAAUGAAGAACAAGUGGGUUGUAUCAUACCAAGUGGAAGAAUAAGGCCAAGAAUAGCAUUGAUACCUACAAAAUUUGCAUCGUCAAGGUGCUGAAUCAGGUUUUGGGCAUUGUCAUCUCAUCUCCUCAACACCAUGUCCAUCAUGAAGCUGUCACAGGAGGCCGCCUGCUACAAGAAUCCCACCACUUCCUGUGCUUCGCUCUCCCCAGGGACCACCUAGACUUAAUGGUUUCAGGAGGAGAGUGGAGAUCAUCCCGAUGAUGAUGCGAGGUGGAAGGCUCACGGGUUUGACCUCUCAGGUUCUGAGGUGCUUCAGCACGGAGAUAUUUGUCAGCAGAUUAUCAUUCUAUACGACAGAGGAAGAAUUCAAAGAUAUUUUUUCACCAUUUGGCACCGUAGAGGAAGCUCGACUUAUGAGAGACCACCAAACUGGAAGGAUGAAGGGAUUUGGUUUUGUCAAAUAUUCAUCGCAAGCAGAGGCAGAGAAAGCUGUCAAGGCAAUGGAUGGCAAGAUUCUACGUGGAAGAUUGAUCUUUGUGGAGAUGGCAAAAGGACACGAAAGCAAGUAGGACACCCUCCCCACGAGAGGAUUUCACUGAACAUGAAACAUGAGAGCGCCAUCAGCUUAUGCCAGAUGGCAAAUAUCCCAAAUUCUCAAUUGAUGUUGCAACUUAUAUACAAAGCACAAGUUAAUUUUAGCUAGCUUAUCUUUGAUAACACUGCUACCUUGCCAUCUGAAAGGUUGCCGUGCAUUGGUAUCCGUUGACCUGUGUAAGAAAUGUUGGCAGCUCUGUGCCCUACGAACUAGCCUGGUUGAUUAACCAAGAUCUGUUCAAAAUUAAAGCCAGUAAAACAUGAAUAUUGUUAAAGAUUUCAGCAA
This is a messenger RNA of Zea mays, 4818 nucleotides long. RefSeq lists its product as uncharacterized. Gene Ontology annotation, molecular function: RNA binding. NCBI's taxonomy places the organism in Eukaryota, Viridiplantae, Streptophyta, Magnoliopsida, Poales, Poaceae. The record is from RefSeq and is a predicted model, not a curated record. The coding region runs from base 4196 to 4507 and encodes 103 amino acids. The transcript has 5 exons.